ACAUGUCUAGGCCUAAUUCAAGUGAAAGUGGAUGCAGUCACACUGGAAUGGGUGUUCAUAUUCCACAAGAAUUGCCAGACUUUCUGCUGCAGUUCACCAAAGAUGCCAUCAGAGCUCAGCCAGAGGAUAUCAUUGAGUAUUCCACUGCGUAAGUUCAAAAAACACUUGAAGGAGCAGAUGCUUCUUUGCAUUCCAGCAUUUCACUAUAUGCACCAUAUUUAAUUGUAAACACGCAGUGAGUGAGGUUUCAAACCCCAUACUAUUUUGUUUGUGUAGGUACUUCACAGCUAUGGUGAAAGGACAGCCUUUUUCAGUGAAACCAAAUCCUGAAACCAAACUGAAACUGACAAAUGAGAUAUUGGGAAUUCUACAUUCCCAGGUAUAAUAUCUGAGGUCAUUUCUUGAUGUAUGAUUUGAGUACACUUGCAGUUAACAAAUUCUCAUGAUGAUGAUCAAAGCCACACAGGUUAGGCCUACUAACCUGGAAUCCUUUUAAAAUAUAUCUCCCAGUUAUCUGAAAGGGGGACUAUUACAAAGUUGGAGAUUGGGCUCAUAUGGAAAAGUUUGAAUAUGCCAGAGAAUACCUUGAACCAUAUCCUUUCAAUGGGAAAGUUUGGUGAAGAAAUUGAAUGGAAUAAAUUCCUUGCUUCAUGUUGCAGUUAUCUUGGAAUGGUAAAUAAUAUUUACUAAAUAUAAAUGCAUUCAACAUGUCAUUUUUAUGUCAUAUCAUUGUAGAUUGUACAUCAGUCACAUUACAAAUAAAGUAUGUAUCCCUUGAGAAAGAGGUAUUCUGAGCUCAAUGGGACUUCCUAGUUAAAUAAAGGUUAAAGUAAAAAAGUAUACUUUAUUCAAAAGAAAGUCACCCUCUUAGUCCAUCUCUUGACAGAAUGUCAAAGAUGCCUUGACUCAGGCCUGCUACAUAAUGAACUGCGAUUCCAACUGUAAGCCUCCAGAUGCAUGUGUGUCCUUUGAAACCUUCCGGUUUCUCUACACCUACCUGGCAGCUGGGAAUGAGAACAUCUCACAGUCGCAGAUUGACAAAGUUCUCAGAUAUCUGCAAAAGAGUGCGUGAGUACAAGGCAUUUAUGACACCUCGAUAGAUAGGGUUUGAAGAUGCGUUCAAAGCACUGUGUCAGUGUCAAGUUACAUCACUGCUCAGUGUAAAGUCAUUUUAUUGAGUCAUUUUGCAUUCAUUAUAAAUUCCUUAUUUUCUCUGUAUCCUGUUUUGUUUCUCACAGGAACUCGAACAAUGGUGUGGUGAAAGUGUCAGACUUCAUCAACAAUCGCAAAUUGCAUCUGGAUCCAACUAAC
This is a messenger RNA of Coregonus sp. 'balchen', 1311 nucleotides long. NCBI's taxonomy places the organism in Eukaryota, Metazoa, Chordata, Actinopteri, Salmoniformes, Salmonidae. The record is from the annotation of a GenBank genome assembly.